AUGACGACGCGCGCGCCGCCACCGCCGCCCGCCGCGCCGCCCGCGCUGCGGGCGUGGCUCAGCGGCGCGGCCACACUCACGGGCGAUCGCGAUGCCGAGCACGCGCUCAAGCCCCUUGCGCGCGGCACACCUGCGCCGCAGCGCAUGGCGCACACGCUGGCGCAUCGCCUCGCAUGGUUCGACGCGCUGGGCCUGGCCAAGACGGCUCUGCCCGAGCUGCUCACGCCCGCGGACGACGUCGCGCGCCUCCAGCGGCGCACCGGAUGGUGCGCGUGGACGUGUGCCGAGGCCCUGCACGCGCUGCUGUGCGAGACGUCGGCGCCGCUCGGCGCGAAGGACGCGCGUACGCUCGAGACGCUCCUGUCCCUUGCCUUUGCGUGGCUUGUCGUCCCGAGCGUCGCGCAGUGGGACGCGGCUCUGGCGUCUAGCAUCGAGGCUGACACUGCCGACGUCGGCGGCACCGUGGCCACUGUGCUUGUGCCGUUCGUGGCAGCCAUCGCGCGCGAACGCACACGGACGGACGUGGCGGCGCGCAUGCAUCGCCUCUAUGACGUCGAUAUGCUCCGCGUGCUGCUUCGCGCUGCGUACACGGACAACGCGUUGCGCGACACAGCGCAGGUGGCCCUCGAUGCGCUUCUCGGCGCGUGGCCCACGAUCCAGGGCCUCUCGGCGCUGCGUCGAGCGCCGCAACCCAGCGCCCUCGGCGCGAGUGGCGGGCGAUGCCCGCCGUUUGUGCGCGAGCACGCCGCGCGCCUCUGCACACAGCUCCUCCUGCGUGCCGACGGUGUGCGCGCCUUUUUCCUCGGCAUGCUGGGGGCGAGUGAGGACGACCUGCUGCGCGGCGAUCUCGGCGACGAGCUGACGGAGGGCGAUGCCCUCUUCCAGCGCCUCGACGGCGUCGCUAGGCUCCUGUGUGCGCCGCCCAAGGAUAUGGCCCGCGCCCCGUACUAUGCCACCAUGGUGCCGAACCUGCUGCGUGUGCUCGACCCUGUCGCGCCGCCCCCUACGACGCCCGUGCACGGCGUGCACCGCCGUGCAGCUGCCUUUACGCUGGCGCGCAUGCAUGAGCGCGACGCGGCCAGCGUGCUGGACGCCCUGCGCGUGCCGAUCCAUGAUGCCCUUUCGCGCCCCGCGCCGCCCGCGGACGUCGACCGUGCGCUGCGCCUGCUCAGCGCGCUCGUCACGCUGUCGCCGCCCACGCCCGACUGGAUCCACGCGCUGUGUACGCCGCUGGCCGGCGCGCUCCUUGCGAUCGAUACCCUGCUCAUGCAGCCGGCGCCCGGUCCGGGCAUCGUGGCCGCCGACGCCGCGCCUCCGCCUCGUACGUGGCUGGCAGCGCAGACGCGCGACAUCCUGCAUACGUGGCUGAGGCUCGUGCCGGACGAGACGCUGAGCACGGCGCUGGACCGUGCCAUGUCCGACAGCCUGCGUCCCGACGCCCUUCGGUGGACCGAGACGCCAGACGGCGUGACAUGCGCGCGCGCGCGCGCGGCGCCCGACACGGCUGACCCACUGGACGCCCUCCUUGCGCAGAGCGAAGCGCUCUCGCUCGGCGAGGUGGUGCGUCGCCACGACACCGAGGCGCUCGACACACCGGCGCCGGUCCCACGCGAUCUCGCACGUGUAUUGCGCCUCCCCAUCGACCCAGCGCGCAUCGCGCAGCAGCUGCAGGCAGCGGGGCGCAGCGCGGCGGGCCGGGCCCUUCUCAUGGCGCGCAUGACCGCGUACCGCGGCACCGUCAGCGCCGCCGCUGCGGGCGUCGGUGGUGCCGCGGAUCCUACGCGGGACUCGCUUGUGCACUUGUACGUUGUGCUGCAGCUGCUCGAGGCGCUAGGGCCCGCGCUCCUGGACGGCGACGUGGACCAGGCGCUGCCCUUCGUCGAGCUGGCCCUCGGCGUGCACAGCGACGAAGAGACGGGCGAGCCGGAGCUGACGCAGACCGCACUGCAGCUGUUGCUUGCGCUGCUCGAGCGGCACGCGCAGCUGACGCCCCAGACGGCGCCGCUCCUGGCCGUGCUCGCCGCGCAGGUGGAGCGCCUGCGCGAUGCCCCGGACAGCGAGACGCGCGCGCUCGCGCAGGAGGCGGCCGUCGUGCUUAUGGCGCGCGCGCAGGCGCCCGCGGCACAGACGGCCGCGCGCGAGGCGCCGGCGUACCAGGCCGUGUACCAAGAGGCGCUCAGGCACCUGCAGGACCCGAUUUUGCCGGUGCGCGCGCACGGGCUGCACUUGCUCAUGCAGCUGGUCGCGACGGACCGGCGGCACCACCCCGUGUGCUAUGGCGAUGUGCUCGAUCCCGCGCUCGUGCCUGCGAUUUUCGAUCUGCUUCUGCAGGCCCUCCAGGACGACGAGAGUUUCCUGUACCUGAAUGCGGUGCAGGGCCUCGCGCACAUGGCCGUGACAUGGCGCACGACCGUGCUCACGCAGCUGCUCGCCGUGUAUGUGGGCGGCGACAAGACGCAGGACAGUGUGGCGCGUGCGCUGCAGAGCGCCGAGCCGCUCUCUGCGCGCGCGACGGAUGCGCGACUGCGGAUCGGCGAGGCCCUCCUCCAGGUGCUGCAGCAUCUGGGCGAGGCGGCUGUGCCGGAUUUGCCGCGCAUCACCGGGCCGCUCCUCACCGCCGUGCGCCAGCCACGCUGGCCCGCGACGCUGCGCAGCUCGUUCCUCUCGAUUCUCGGCACGUGUGUGGAGCUCGCGCCGCUCGCUCUGGCCGCGGACGGCACGUCCGUGGCCCUCCUGUCCCUGUGCACGGAAUUGCUCACGCUCACGUCGGAGCGGCGCGGUGUACGCAGGCGGCCCAAGGUCCGCGCGACGCGCGUGGGCCGCGACGAGGCAGGGCGGACGAUGGAGCGCCUCGUGGACGACAGUGACUCGGACGAGGCGGCCGAUCGGGCGGAGCGCGAGGCGACGAGCGGCACGGAUCCAGACCCACAGCGCCCGCAGCUGCGUCGCAGUGCGCUCCUGCUGCUUGCGCUGCUUGUGCGCGGCACGAGGCACCAGCUGGAAGAGACGCAGGAGAAGCAAGCAGCCGAUACCGACGCGCCUCUUACCGCGCUGCGCCUCCCGGGCGGCGGUGUCCUGCCCGAUGUGCGUGCGGGCCACGCGGCGGCGCGGACGCCCCAGGACCCCCUCCUUGUGACGCCUGCUGCGCUUGCGCCCGUCGCGCCCGUGCUGCAGUAUGUGGCCGAUGAGGAUGUCGACCUGAUCGUGCGGCAGCAAGCGCGUGAUGCGCUGGACGAGGUGCGUGCCUUGGAGCUCGCGUGGGUGCAGGCCUCGCUAGUCACGUAG
Molecule: messenger RNA, 3285 nt
Organism: Malassezia sympodialis ATCC 42132
Lineage: Eukaryota; Fungi; Basidiomycota; Malasseziomycetes; Malasseziales; Malasseziaceae
Gene: RTP1
Product: Rtp1p
Biological process (GO): protein secretion
Source: RefSeq, a predicted model, not a curated record